AUGCGCAUUGAGAUUGCUCUCGAUCCGACCAUCAGUCCCCAAAAGUUGGUGGUAACAAAGGCCCAGAUCUUCUCGGAACUGGAACAUGUGCGAGAAAGCUGUGAGUACUCGAUCAGUCUCAUCUGGACCCUUAGGAUGUUCGAAGCUGUCAUCGCGCGCACGCAUCUAAGCCCUACGGGCACGUCACCCACCGAGCCUUCGGAAGGAGAUGAGAAUUCGACAUCAAUAAAUGCUCCAGCCAGUAACCCCAAUGGCCAGUACCGACCGGCUGCGUGCUCUAGCAAUAGGUUAUUUGAGGAGGAUGACGAGGUCGAUUUCAAUUUACCCUUGACCGACGACGUGUUUGGCAUCUUACCGGUUACCGAGAACUACGAUUGGCUAGAGAACCUCUUUGGUCGGGGCAGUAAUGAUAUUACCGACCCGUUAGGGGCCGUCUAA
Cladophialophora bantiana CBS 173.52 is the source of this 438-nucleotide messenger RNA. RefSeq lists its product as uncharacterized. NCBI's taxonomy places the organism in Eukaryota, Fungi, Ascomycota, Eurotiomycetes, Chaetothyriales, Herpotrichiellaceae. Bases 1 to 438 code for a protein of 145 amino acids. The record is from RefSeq and is a predicted model, not a curated record. The transcript has a single exon.